Emys orbicularis (European pond turtle) is the source of this 2541-nucleotide messenger RNA. RefSeq names its product protocadherin gamma-B5-like. The record is from RefSeq and is a predicted model, not a curated record. Gene Ontology annotation, cellular component: plasma membrane. Gene Ontology annotation, molecular function: calcium ion binding. Gene Ontology annotation, biological process: homophilic cell-cell adhesion. The transcript has a single exon. Lineage: Eukaryota; Metazoa; Chordata; Testudines; Emydidae. The coding region runs from base 88 to 2541 and encodes 817 amino acids.
ACACGGCAGGUACUGUUGUUUCCUUUCUUAUUCUCUUGGUUCUGCCGGGCGGUCUCGGAGCAGAUUCGUUAUUCGAUUCCUGAGGAAAUGUCCAAAGGUUCUCUUGUGGGGAAUCUCGCCAAGGAUUUGGGGUUGGAUGUCAGAGAACUGCCGCAGCGGAACCUCCGUGUCAGUUCUGAAAAGCAAUACUUCAGUGUGAAUGUGGAAAAUGGCAACCUGUAUGUGAAUGACAGGAUAGACCGGGAGGAGAUAUGCGGGGAGACACCCCUUUGUGUCCUGACAUUCGAAACGGUGGUUAAAAAUCCUUUAAAUAUUUAUCUCGUGAAUGUCGCAAUCCAGGACAUUAAUGAUAAUGCCCCGUGGUUCAUAAAGAGUGACAUUGAUCUAGAAAUCAGCGAAUCAGCGCUGCCGGGUGCGAGAUUUCGACUAGAAUCUGCGCAAGAUCCGGAUUCUGGGAUCAACUCACUGCAGAAUUACCAACUCAAUAAAAACCCCUCCUUUACCCUGGCAGUGAAAGAGAGCCCAGAUGGCAAAAAGCAAGCAGAAUUAGUCUUAGAAAAGUCUUUGGAUCGGGAGGAGGAAAGUUCCCACCAGUUAAUCCUGACGGCUCUGGAUGGGGGAGAUCCAGUCAGAUCUGGGACAGCUAAGGUUAGGAUUAAAAUUACUGACGCCAACGACAACCCCCCUGUAUUCACUGAACAGAUCUACAAAGUCAGCCUGAGGGAAAAUCUACCAAAGGGCUCCUUAGUGUUUCAAGUGAAAGCCAGUGACAAAGACGAAGGUUUAAAUGGCCAUAUAUCAUACUUUUUCGACAGCAUACCGGAAAACACCCGCAAAUUAUUCCAUUUAGACCCUGAGAAUGGAGAAAUUACAAAUACAGCGAUCCUGGAUUUUGAAGAGAAAAAUGAAUACACCAUGGAAUUGGAAGCCAGGGAUGGGGGUGGGCUGACCGAUCACUGCAAAGUUUAUAUAGAAGUACUGGAUGAGAACGACAACGCCCCGGAAGUGACGAUUUUAUCAUUAUCCAGUCCUUUUCCCGAAGACUCACCGCCAGGAACAGUGAUAGUUCUGAUCAAAGCUCUUGAUCCAGAUGCCGGACAAAAUGGAGAACUUAGUUGUAGUAUUCAACACAACUUGCCUUUUAAAAUAAUAUCAUAUUCUAUUAACUACUAUAAGCUCCUCACAGACAGCACCCUGGACAGGGAGAGAACUCCGGAGUACAAUAUCACAAUCACAGCCACAGACAAAGGCUCUCCCCCUCUCUCCACCCAGAAAACCAUCCUGUUGCAGAUCUCAGAUAUCAAUGACAACGCCCCUGUCUUUCAAAAACCUUCCUACACCGCCUAUGUGCCAGAGAACAAUCCCUCGGGGGCCUCUAUUUUCAGUGUAGCAGCCUCAGACCGGGAUCUGGACCGGAACGCCCGAGUCACUUACUCCAUCCUGAGCAGCAACCUCCAGGAGCUGCCUCUCUCCUCCUACAUCUCCAUUAACUCCCAGACCGGAGCUAUCUAUGCGCAGCGCUCCUUCGACUACGAGCAAUUCCGGGAGUUUGAAGUGCAAGUGAAGGCCCAAGACGGCGGGUCCCCGCCUCUCAGCAGCAAUGUCACCGUCAGGGUGUUUAUUCUGGAUCAGAAUGAUAACGCCCCUCGCAUCCUGUACCCUUCCCUGGGAGCCGAUGGCUCCGCCUUGUUCGAGAUGGUCCCUCGCUCGGCCGAGGCAGGUUAUCUGGUGACUAAGGUGGUGGCGGUGGAUGCUGACUCAGGACACAAUGCCUGGCUCUCCUACCAUCUGCUCCAGGCCACGGAACCGGCGCUCUUCAGCAUGGGGCUGCACACCGGGGAGAUCCGGACAGCCCGCGCCUUUGCGGACAGAGAUGCUGUGAAGCACAGGCUGGUCACCCUGGUGAAGGAUAACGGGCAGCCGCCUCUCUCCGCCACAGUGACUCUCAACCUGGUGUUUGCUGAGAACUUCCAAGAGGCUCUUCCGGAAAUGAGCGACCAAUCGGGUGACUCGGCACCUCAGUCUGAUUUACAGUUCUACUUGGUGUUGGCUUUAGCCUUCAUCUCAUUUUUAUUUCUAAUUACAAUUAUAGUGGUGAUAGCCAUGAAAGUUAGAAGUUCAAAAAGCUCCUCUAUUCUUCAGUAUGUCAGGCCUGCUCUUUAUUCCAAGGCUGAUCCCAGAUUCCUACCAGAUUACGAAAAAGGGACCUUACCGUAUUCUUAUAAUUUGUGUUUGGCUGCAGACUGCGGGCAAAAUGGAUUUAACUUGCUUAAAAGUAGCGACCAGAACAUUACAGCUGAGAAUAUCCUUUGCAAUGACAACUCUGGGAUUUUAGUUGUGAAUAAUUCUGGUUCUGAAGCACCCAAAUCCGCGUCCGAAACUCUUCUCAAGGUGAGUUUUUGCAUUAAUGCGUUAAUUAAUUUACUGGGUCCUGGCUGUAGCGCUAAUCUGCUUUCACCCCCUAGUAACAGUUUCAGUGGUUUUAAUCAUGAAAUUCCGAAGAUCAAAGAAUUCCCCUGUUCUUCAAUAAAUCAGUUCUAA